AUGCACGACUCUCUUCGACCAGACUCAAAGUCGACAAGACUAAAAGCCAAGGAUGGCAGAUCCUGGUUGAGACAUUUCCAGAACUUAAAGCCGCGAAGAAGCUCGAUUGCUUCGGCAAAUACUGAUGGCCGAAGGCCCGAAAUUCGCUCCGGUACAUCUCAACGGUAUUCCCAAGACCAUAAUGGGACGUAUCAUGCGCACUUGUCACCCGAGUACAUCAACCGCGAGGAAAACACAUUGAAACCGUCCUUGGCCGACGACAGCGAACGCUCCAAUACCCGGACGAGCCACUCACAACCAUCCAGUGGCAUUACUAGUCCAAGGCGACACGUUCGCUUUCCUAGCCAGGAACAAGCCGCCGCCGCUGAAGGCACCGUCCGCCUCAAUGCCAGUCAAGUCCGCUGCACCCUCAUCGUCGCAUAUCAUCAGCGCCGGCCCGAUCAGGAUGCGGCACGCGUGGAGGCUGCUCGCUUUGAGCAGCUGACAGUCGAGUUCGCAGAAGAUGCAGCUUUCGACGAGCUGCACGCAGCAGCUACCGAGAAGCUCGUGAGCCUAUACAAGCGGUCCGCGGAAGCCUAUUAUCUGAAAGUCGGCCGCUUCCGACUAGUCCGCGAUGACACAGGAACGGUUGCAGCUCGGGGCAUACUAGAGAGGAAAGAUUUGUGGGGUGAAGACCUACCGCGGAAGAUCCACACAUUUCGUGGUCACAACUACAUGGUGGAUUUCCAUGUCGACAUCGAAUGGGAGUAUUCGAGUCUCGACAUCGUUCAGAUCCCAAAUCAGACUUACGCUGAGACCAUCCGCAAAGCGAUCGAAAGCAAGAUUCGCACGAAUUGGGAAACCCGCUUCUAUGUUCCAAGGAAAGACCGUCUUCAGAUCAUGACUAAGGAUACAAUAUCCAGACUGGUUAUGGAAGACCCGAGCCUUCAAGGCGCGGAGGCUUUGAUACUCAAUGGCGGGAAGGCGGUCGAGCUGAAUCAGUUUAGCGAAAAAGUCUACCGGUGGGGCGCCUGUUUACUCGCAUGGUGCGUCUACUCGAGGCUACAACUCGUCUGCCUAUAUCAUAUGAUGAGAAAGGGGCUCCAAGACGAAAGCCUUCCUCUCACGAUCGACGACUGUCCCGACGAAGCGUACGUCUCAGAUUUCAGAAAUAAUGCGCUACAUUCUGGCGGCUUUGCGCCCUAUACAUUUGUAAGGAAUGAAAGAGGCGUUGUGGAGCACCGACAACUACACGACAAUGCUGUUGUGCCCAUUCUCUUUGACCAGGACAAUCCGGACUGCAAAUUAGGUCAAGGCAGUUUUGGAGUGGUGUACAAGGCCCGCAUCGACAGAGAUCAUCACGACUUUUCCGACUAUGAUGACGAGGACUUUGCCUUGAAGAAGUUCACAAACCUAGGCGCGGAUGUUGCAGCCAAUGUCGAGGCCGAGUCUGGUUUACUCGCAAAACUGGCCGAUGCUCCGCACCCCAACAUCACAACCCUCUUGGCCUCCUGGAAAGGGGGGGGGGGGGACUACAAUCUGCGCCGGUACAUGGAACUCGAGCCCUCACCACCGUGGACGAAGUCGCAACUGUCCGCCAUUAUAGGCCAGAUGGCAGGACUUGCUGAUGGCUUGAGGCACAUCCACAAUCUGGGACCUGCCAAUCUCCAGCCGGAUGGUAUUCAAGAGCAUGCAGAACCCGGUCAUCGCCGUCGUAGCCAAGCUGCAUAUCAUCAUGAUUUGAAGCCUGGCAAUAUAUUGGUGACCAUCAACAGAGACACCGGGGAUUUGCUGUUCUCAAUCAGUGAUUGCGGCUCGGCGAAGAUGGGCCAGAUUCUCUCUGGCUCCGAGCGGCCGAGUCAGUUUACGAGGAAUCCUUACCCAGGCGAUCCAGUCUACGCUGCUCCGGAUACUAUCCUGGAAGGCAAGAGUUCUCGCCCAUAUGACAUAUGGUCCAUGGGCUGCAUCAUGUUGGAACUUCUGACAUGGAUAGUUGGUAUCGAAGGCAACAAUGUGCACACUUUCCAGGAUGAGCGACUUAAAACCAUUGCCAAUGCGUACGGCCAUCAAGACACGGCAUUCUGGUAUCAAGACGCGUCCCGCAAUGUUCUUUUGAAACCUGCUGUCGUGGAACAACUGAAGAUAUUGAGAAGCCAUUGCGAAGGGCGUGGAGUUUUCCCAGAGUUGAUUCGUCUUACAGGGACCAUGUUGAACGUUAGCCCUGGCCGACGCCCUGAAGCUUCACAAGUUUCCAAUGCUUUCGUAGCAAUCAUGCUACAAUUGCACCAGGACCUGAAGAAUGCGGAGUUCUACUUGAGCGACUUACCUGCCCGGGUCACAAUCGCGGCGCCCCCUACCCCGACUGGGUCACAUGGAGGUCUUUCAAGAACACCCAGUAUCGACGAGCGCCCGGUCUCGUCGCGUUACCCCGGGAAUCUCUCACCUGACCCCAAAGCCGGUAGACGGCUAAGCACAGGCUCUGUACACGCGGAUGCUGGAGAGAGAAGGGCAGAUGUUCACGCAAGGCACAAUAGUGCCCCCACUGCCCUCGGGGGACUAGGCCAAAUCCGCACAGACGUCAACGCAAUGACUCCCCUUAGUCUGCCGGACACUGAUGCACCAGAGGUAGCUCCCAGCACGCCGAGAAUAUCGCUUUCUGACUAUGAUGGUGACGACCCGGAACCGCGGGAGGCUCUCCUGCACUAGCCGCCGUGGAAUUCUGUCUCGUCUCCUCGCUGGCAGCGUACUGCCGUAGGCCAGGGUGUAUUAAUCAAUAUGGAGUAUAGGAUUGAUUAGGCGGGGGGUAUCACGUAAAAGUAUGGUAGCAGGGAAGGUAAAUGUGAGCGAAGACACUUGAUAUGUGUAUUCAACGAGCAAGGACUGCGAG
Messenger RNA from Exophiala xenobiotica, 2866 nucleotides. RefSeq lists its product as uncharacterized. Gene Ontology annotation, molecular function: ATP binding; MAP kinase activity. The record is from RefSeq and is a predicted model, not a curated record. Gene Ontology annotation, cellular component: nucleus; cytoplasm. Bases 1 to 2685 code for a protein of 894 amino acids. Lineage: Eukaryota; Fungi; Ascomycota; Eurotiomycetes; Chaetothyriales; Herpotrichiellaceae. Gene Ontology annotation, biological process: intracellular signal transduction; protein phosphorylation. The transcript is spliced from 2 exons.